AUGGAUCGUCAGAGAAACAUGGAUGUAAAUCAAGCGCUGGCCUUUUUUGAUGCCAUGCAGGAUGAUGGAUAUUCAGGAGAAGAGAGCUUUUUGACAGAUGAGGAACUAGAUUACCAGGAUGGUCUAGACCCCGCUGAAGAUCGUGAUAAUGAAGAAGACACCAGCCCACCCACCCAAGCCAGACAUGAAAGUUCCCAUUCUUCCGCUGAGGAGGGCCCUUCCACUUCUGCUGCAGCAUCCCAGCCUUCCACUUCUGCUGCAGCAUCCCAGCCUUCCACUUCUGCUGCAGCAUCCCAGCCUUCCACUUCUGCUGCAGCAUCCCAGCCUUCCACUUCUGCUGCAGCAUCCCAGCAGCUGCCAGGAAGUCAUGGACGACUGCAGUCACGAGGGAGAGCAUCCAGAUCCGGCAGCUUGAGGGGUCGACAGAGUCUUGAAUCCACUAGGUCGAGAUCUAGAUCACCACAGCCAGCAGCUCCAACUCCAUCAUGGAACAGUGAGAGUCAGCCAGACAUCCCUCCAGUGCCCAAAAGGUUUGUCCCAACAAGAAAGCCAGGACAUCAGCUUAGCCCCACAUCCAUAUACACACCAUUGGACCUUUUCAAACUUUUUGUCAGUGACAGUGCGGCAACCACUUUGUGUAAUAACACAAACACAAACGCUGCAAAAAACAUUGCCAGUGGCAAAAAGUAUUCCUGGAAAAACUUCACUGUUGAAGAAUUUUUCAAAUAUUUAGGACUGACUUUCUUUUUUGCACUGGUGAGACUGACAAAUAUCCGGGACUACUGGAGGACAAAUACCAUUUUCAGCCAACAGUUUCCCCACUCAGUGAUGGCACGUGACAGGUAUCAGGUCAUUUCCUGGAACAUCCACAUGAGCGACCCUGAUGAAGAUGUCCACAACGACCGGAAGAGAGGGACACCAGCUUAUGACCGGCUGUUUCGUCUGAAGCCCCUUUUAGAUGACAUCAAACAUACAUGCAGAGCAUUUUAUCACCCACGGCAGAACCUUUCAGUGGACGAGAGGAUGGUGGCAACAAAGGCUCACACUGGCAUGACCCAGUAUAUGAAGGCGAAGCCAACAAAGUGGGGCUUCAAACUUUUUGUGCUGGCAGACAGCAGCAUUGGGUACACUUUAGACUUUGCUGUAUACACGGGGAAGUCUGUGUUUGCUUCUGGUGUAGGACUGGCAUACGACUCGGUUAUGUCCCUCAUGAACAAAUCAUCCCUAGGGAGUGGCUACAAUGUGUAUGUAGACAACUUCUACACAAGUCCAAAGCUAUUCAUGGAUCUCUACAGCAUGAACUUUGGAGCAUGUGGCACCUACAGGGACAACAGACGAGGAUGCCCACGCACAACCACAAAUGCCAUGACCAAAAAGGAUCCUAGGGGCACCAUCAGGUGGAUCCGUGACGGCCCUCUGGUUUUUGUAAAGUGGAUGGACACUCGGGAAGUCUCUGUCUGCUCCACAAUUCACCCGGCCUUCUCUGGCAACACAGUUCAGAGAAGGGUAAGAACUCAGGAUGGAGGCUGGUACACCAAAUCCAUUCCAUGCCCAACCCCUGUCACUGAAUACAACAAGAAUAUGGGAGGUGUUGAUCUUUCUGAUCAACUCAUCCAAUACUACUCAGUUCACCAUAAAACUAUGAGAUGGUACAGGACAUUGUUUUUCCAUUUUUUGGACAUUGCUGUGACCAACAGUUACUUACUUCACAAGGAAGUUUGUGCAGAGAAGCAGCAACAGCCCAUGACCCACAAGGCUUUUCUGGAGGAGCUGACAGCCCAACUCUGUGGUGUUACAGUUGCUGUUCCCCCCACCCAGCAACAAAGUGACCAUGUACCUGUGCCAACAUCAGACCAAACUGAAACCAGCAAGAAGGCCUCCUAUGGUAGAAGGCAAUGUGUGAACUGCAAGCAGACAAGGCAGGUCAAACAGGCCACCCCCUGGAAAUGCAAAGCCUGUGAUGUGGCCCUCUGUGUGAUUGCUGAUAGGAACUGUUUUGAGGCUUGGCACCAGUGA
Xyrauchen texanus (razorback sucker) is the source of this 2016-nucleotide messenger RNA. Its product is annotated as piggyBac transposable element-derived protein 4-like. The coding region runs from base 1 to 2016 and encodes 671 amino acids. Lineage: Eukaryota; Metazoa; Chordata; Actinopteri; Cypriniformes; Catostomidae. The transcript has 2 exons. The record is from RefSeq and is a predicted model, not a curated record.